AACCAUUGUUCUCCCUUUUCAUCUUAGAAUGAAAAUCCUUCAUUCAAACUCUUUGAUUUUUUCAGUCAAGUAUCAUAUUUAAAGCAAGAUUAUGUCUUGUUUUUCUAUGCAAGGUUCUUCUAGAAUAAAAGAGGAACUUAUCUUGCAAAGAAACUUCCUUGUGAACCAGUCAUCACGUAAAAGCACAGUGCAUGAUUGUAUUAUAUAAGCAGAAAGCUGCAACGCUAAACUUCGUGAGCAAACAAGGUGGCAAAUUUUCACCUUCAUGGAGUUACAUCAAGAGCUUGGAUCUAAUGAUGAGAUGUUCCAAGCUCAGUGUUAUAUAUAUAAACACAUGUACCACUAUUUUGAAUCCAUGUCUCUGAAAUGUGCUGUUCAGCUUGGAAUUCCUGACAUAAUCCACAAACAUGGCAAACCUAUUACCAUUCCGGAGUUGGCUUCUGCUCUUCAAGUUUCCCCGACAAAAGUGAACUCUCUGCAGCGCGUUAUGCGCAUGUUGGCGCACUCUGGCUUCUUUGCUUCAGCCAAAAUGCAUGAGAAUCAAGAAGGAGAAGAAGAGGGUUAUAUUCUUACAACAACUUCUUCUAUCCUCCUGCGAAAAGAUAGCCCCACCAGCUUGACUACAACUGUUCUAGCAAUGCUAGAUCCUGCGCUGAUAACUCCAUGGUUUUCCCUUUCUGAUUGUUUCCAAGGGAAUGAACUCACAGCAUUUGAAACUUUUCAUGGAAUGAGUUUUUUGGAAUAUGGAAGGCAGAAUCUUGAGUUUUUCAAUUUCUUGAAAGAGGCCAUGGCCUGUGAUUCUCAAUUGGUGAGCUUGAUUCUUAAGAACCAUAAGGAAAUGUUUGAAGGAGUAGCCUCACUUGUAGACGUAGGGGGUGGGACAGGAACCCUAGCCAGGGCGCUUUCUGAUGCAUACCCUCAUAUGAAAUGCACAGUCUUGGACCUCCCACAAGUUGUUGCAGACUUGCCAGAGAGUAAAAGCUUGAAAUUCGUCGCUGGUGACAUGUUUCAGACGAUUCCUUCUGCAGAUGCAGUUCUGAUCAAGUCUGUUCUGCAUAACUGGAGCGACGAGGCCUGCAUAAAGAUUUUGAAACGAUGCAGAGAAGCUAUUGGCUGCACAGACAGGGGAGGAAAAGUGAUAAUCAUAGAAAUGGUGAUUAAUGAAAAGAAAGAUGAAAGUAAGCAGCUGGCGGAAACAAAGCUCUUUGCAGACAUGCAAAUGAUGCUUGUAUGCACUGGAAGAGAGAGGAACGAGAAAGAAUGGGCAAGGCUCUUCAUGGACGCUGGAUUUAGUCGCUAUAAAAUGACUACCACUUGUGGGUUAAACUCCAUCAUUGAGGUUUAUCCAUAGGCAAUAACUUUUUAUAUUAGUUUCAUGUUUGUUCCUUGUGGGUUGCUGCAGGCAGUUGCUGAGCGAAUAAUGCGAUCGCAGCUUAAUGUAUCGGGUAGAAGCAGCUUGCUCUCUAAACAUAUGUUUAAGUUUAAUGGUCAUCAAUAAUAAUAAUAAUAAGUGAUUCUCCUAAA
Messenger RNA from Manihot esculenta (cassava), 1524 nucleotides. RefSeq names its product probable O-methyltransferase 3. The coding region runs from base 266 to 1351 and encodes 361 amino acids. The record is from RefSeq and is a predicted model, not a curated record. NCBI's taxonomy places the organism in Eukaryota, Viridiplantae, Streptophyta, Magnoliopsida, Malpighiales, Euphorbiaceae. The transcript is spliced from 2 exons. Gene Ontology annotation, biological process: methylation. Gene Ontology annotation, molecular function: S-adenosylmethionine-dependent methyltransferase activity; O-methyltransferase activity; protein dimerization activity.